Eimeria mitis is the source of this 597-nucleotide messenger RNA. RefSeq lists its product as uncharacterized. The record is from RefSeq and is a predicted model, not a curated record. Lineage: Eukaryota; Apicomplexa; Conoidasida; Eucoccidiorida; Eimeriidae. The coding region runs from base 1 to 597 and encodes 198 amino acids. The transcript has 2 exons.
AUGAUUGGGGUCGGGGGGGCCCCCAUCGCAGCAGCCGCAGCCCCAGUGAGUUCAUGCGAGCUGGCCGACGGGGAGGGGGCCCCCGGGGGCCCCCCUACAGAGAUGCAUACAGUCCCGUGGGUAGCAGGGACCGCAGGUGGACCCGCGAGGGGGGGCCCCGCAGUCCGAGCCCUGGGGGGCCCCGGCGGCCUCCCUUCCCCCCCAGGAGGGGCCCUGAACCUUACAGAGAGGAUUGGGGUCGGGGGGGCCCCCAUCGCAGCAGCCGCAGCCCCAGUGAGUUCAUGCGAGCUGGUCGACGGGGAGGGGGCCCCCGGGGGCCCCCCUAUAGAGACGCAUACAGUCCCGUGGGUAGCAGGGACCGCAGGUGGACCCGCGAGGGGGGGCCCCGCAGUCCGAGCCCUCAGCGGGGGCCCCGCCGCAGCAACAGCCGCCACAGCAGCCGUCACAGCAGCCGCAGCCGCCGCAGCCGCAGCACCAGCAGCAGAAAAGAAAGGGGUAGGCCUGUUGUGGGGGGGGCCCCCUCUAGAGCAGCAAACUCCCGCAGACGCAGCAGCAGCAUCAACCCCGCGAGCAGGAGUCCUCCUCGGCGUAGCUUGA